This is a messenger RNA of Pungitius pungitius (ninespine stickleback), 4602 nucleotides long. RefSeq names its product chondroitin sulfate synthase 1 (gene chsy1). The transcript has 3 exons. The record is from RefSeq and is a predicted model, not a curated record. Gene Ontology annotation, cellular component: Golgi cisterna membrane. NCBI's taxonomy places the organism in Eukaryota, Metazoa, Chordata, Actinopteri, Perciformes, Gasterosteidae. Gene Ontology annotation, molecular function: glucuronosyl-N-acetylgalactosaminyl-proteoglycan 4-beta-N-acetylgalactosaminyltransferase activity. Bases 884 to 3283 code for a protein of 799 amino acids.
UAACGUGCGUUGUAUUUUUUGUUACAAAACCUGACACUGAAUUUUACAGGAAUUGUUAACCUACUUUUUUGUUUAAAUUCGAAGUUAUGGCGCCAACAACAACAGAAAUGGCGAGUUUUAAAUUCGCCACUGCGCCUCAGGCUGGAUUUAUCUCCAUAGGAACGGCCGCUGAGGCUCAUGGGUACUGUAGUCUAUCUAGUCGUUCACUAAACCAAGGCAAUAUAUUCAACAUAACUCCAUAAACAGAUUUAAACAGGGGGGCCUACUGUUUAAAUAUGUGUUCAUUACUUAAUCUGGUUUGUAAGGUAACCGACACUUUUGUAAUACAACAUAUAAUGUAAUUGUGCCCGUUGUACGUGACAUAACGGACAAUGGGGAAAGUAAAAAAACUGAGCCGCAUACUUCCGGCCCCUCCCACCUUAAAGACAUGCAACAAGCCAGCCAGUCAGAGCGUUUCUACGGAAAGCCGUUGGGCCAAACCACUGCUUGAUUAACCUCCUCCUCGCCCCCUCCCCUCCGCUCUCCAUCAACGAUCUCGUCAGUCUGACAUUCUUCCAAAGGCAGGAUUAUGGUGAGAAUGUGGCCGCUGCUCCAAGCAAAGCAACAAGCGGAUCGGCGUUGAGGUGUCCCGAUGGUCGCGAAGGAGCGACCGCUGGACGAGCAGAGGAAGCGGCGGCAGAGGACGGUUCAGGUGGCGGCUCCAAGGAGACUGCUGUGAUGCUACGUAGGCAACUGAAAGAAAGGGGCUUUUCUACUAUGAGAGAGAGUGUGCGCGAGGAGCCCUAGCGUUCUUUUCUGUUAAGUUAUUCGUUUUUCCGUUACCGUGUUGCUGUUUUUACGGGGUACCGCGAGGAUACACGAGGCGCCGGGGAAGUUUUGGGGAAUGGCAGGUCGAAGCCGAAGAGCCUGGUUUAGUGUUCUGCUGGGGCUGGUGGUCGGCUUCACGCUGGCUUCCAGGCUCAUCUUGCCCAAGGCGACGGAGCUGAAGAAAGCCGGACACAAGCGAAAGGCGAACCCCGCCGGCUGCGGACUGAACGGGGGCCACCGGACGGAAUACAACGGCGUACUGUGGCCGCUGCAUGAUAACGGUUCACCGGCGACCGAGAAGCCUGGAGCCGGCUCCAACAAUUUCCUCUUCGUUGGUGUCAUGACUGCUCAGAAAUACCUGAACAACCGAGCCGUGGCGGCACACAGGACAUGGGCACAGACCAUUCCAGGUCGCGUGGAGUUCUUCUCCAGUGAGGGCUCCGACACCUCCAUACCUAUUCCCAUUGUGGCCCUGAGGAAUGUGGAUGACUCGUACCCGCCGCAGAAGAAGUCCUUCAUGAUGCUCAAGUACAUGCACGACCAUUACCUGGACAAGUACGAGUGGUUCAUGAGAGCCGAUGACGAUGUCUACAUCAAGAGCGAGAGGCUGGAGGGCUUCCUGCGCAGCCUCAACAGCAGCGAAGCCAUUUUCCUGGGACAGACCGGCAUGGGAGCCAGGGACGAGCUGGGGAAGCUGGCCCUGGAGCCCGGAGAGAACUUCUGCAUGGGGGGGCCAGGGGUCAUCAUGAGCCGCGAGGUCCUCAAGAGGAUGGUGCCCCACAUCCGAGAGUGUCUGCAGGAGAUGUACACCACCCAUGAGGACGUGGAGGUGGGCCGGUGUGUCAGGAGGUUUGCUGGCGUCCAGUGUGUCUGGUCCUACGAGAUGCAGCAGCUCUUCUAUGAGAACUAUGAACCAAAUAAGAAGGGCUACAUACGAGACCUCCACAACAGCAAGAUCCACCGGGCCAUCACCCUCCACCCCAACAAGAACCCUCCCUACCAGUAUCGCCUACACAGCUACAUGCUCAGCCGGAAGAUCGCAGACCUGCGCCACCGAACCAUUCAGCUCCACCGGGAGAUUGUUCAGAUGGGACGCUACGGGGCGAAUGAGCCCAGCCGAGAGGACCUCCAGCUUGGCAUGCCGCCUUCAUUUAUGCGCUUCCACCCUCAGCAGAGAGAGGAGGUUCUGGAGUGGGAGUUCCUGACAGGGAAGUACCUGUUUUCAUCCUCCGAUGGUCAGCCGCCCCGCCGCGGAAUGGAUUCAUCCCAAAGGCAGGCCCUGGAUGACAUCAUCAUGCAAGUCAUGGAAAUGAUCAACGCCAAUGCCAAGACACGAGGGCGGGUCAUUGACUUCAAAGAGAUCCAGUAUGGCUACCGGAGAGUCAAUCCCCUGUACGGGGCCGAGUAUGUGCUCGAUCUGCUGCUGCUGUACAAGAAGCACAAAGGAAAGACCAUGACAGUUCCUGUGAGGAGGCAUGCCUACCUGCAGCAGACCUUCAGCCAGAUCCAGUUCAGAGAGGAGGGGGAGAUGGAUGCCACAGCUCUGGCCAGCCAUAUCAACAAGGAUUCAGACUCUCUCUCAUUUCUGUCCAACUCCCUAAAGAUGCUGGUGCCCUUCAAGCUGGCCACCUCUGGCCAGGACCAGAGGGAACCAAAGGAGAAGAAAGUCAACAUCUUGGUACCCCUGUCGGGACGCUAUGACAUCUUUGUGCGUUUCAUGGCUAACUAUGAACGAGUUUGUCUGAUCCCAAACCAGAACGUCAAGCUGCUGAUCCUGCUCUUCAGCACAGACAACAACACGGAGCGGGUCAAGCAGGUGGAGCUGAUGAGGGAGUAUCACAUGAAGUAUCCUCGGGGCGAGAUGGAGAUAAAGCCGGUCACCGGCUCAUUCUCCAGGGCUCUUGCUUUGGAAGUGGGCUCCUUGCACUUCUCCAAUGAUUCGCUGCUCUUCUACUGUGAUGUGGAUCUGCUCUUCACCAGUGACUUCCUCAAGCGAUGUCGGACCAAUACGGCACUGGCAGAGCAAACUUACUUCCCCAUCAUCUUCAGCCAGUAUGACCCCAAAGUGGUGUACGCCGGGAAGGUCCCCAGCAACAACCACUACGUCUUCACCUCUAAGACAGGUCUGUGGAGAAACUACGGCUUUGGGAUCGUCUGUGUCUACAAAGGGGACUUGGUCCGGGCUGGAGGCUUUGAUACCUCCAUCCAAGGGUGGGGAUUGGAGGAUGUGGACCUUUUUAAUAAAUUUGUCCAGUCAGGGAUUAAGUUGUUCAGAAGCACAGACACAGGGAUAGUGCAUGUUCACCACCCCGUCAUAUGUGACCCAAACCUGGAGGCGAAGCAAUACAAGAUGUGCGUUGGCUCCAAGGCGUCUUCGCACGGCUCCACCCAGCAGCUGGCCGAGCUCUGGCUGGAGAAGAACGACGACGGCUUCAGGAGACUCGCCAGCAAUAACGGCUCAGUUAGGACAGCGUGAGAAAAGCCGGGCUGCAGACUGCGUGGUGACUUCACUACCUAAUUUAUUUUUUACUGAGACAUGGAUUUUGAAAAUGUGUCUUCUUUUUUUUUAAAGGAAAAUAUACAAAAACACCGUGAUGAACAAGUCCCAGAGAACAUCUGGGUUCUAAAUGAUCAAAGAAUUCCUUUUCGAAGGGCCCGAUGCCCCUCUGGCCCCCAACACAGAUUAGUGUUCCUAAUGAAGUACACCGUCAUUGUCUUUGAAUAUUCCAUUUGGCUCGUGUGCAGAAAAAGGCGACUGGUGUCCACAUACUCUGGGACCACCAGUGCUCCAAAAAGAACUCGACUGAGUCAUUGAUUGUGAAUGUUUACAAAAGACUGAUUGUCAAAAACAAUUCAUCAAUGAUCACAGCUGUCUCAGCGGCCGUGGUUCCGCUUGUCUUUUCAAUGUGACGUAUCAUCCUGUCACACCGGGACUCAUUAAAUGUCAGGUGUUUACACUAUGAGAUCAGAUGUGGCUCGCAUUGGGAUCCGAUCAGGGCCACCACAUACCCAGGGGGUCUGGUUCAUAUUGAGUUCAGAUCCCAGUGAGUGUGGACAGUAUGUGGACCAAUCCAGACCCUGGUCUCCAUCAUCUCCACCCGGAGCCCAAAGGAAGAGCAGGGGAGUCCUGUUCACUUACUGCUGAUUAUGGUGCUUUCACAUAACCAAGCAACAUCACAGGGUGAACAAUUAAUUCAUCACUGAAUUAGUGGAGGUCUGUUGGCACCUAUUCUUCUGUCUCCUAAUCCUAAAGAGAAAGGAGCCUAAAGCUUGUGAAGAAUUUACAGAAAAUAUCUUUUUUUGUAAAUCUCCAGACGCAGCUUUGACCUCCAAAUGCAUCUGAUCACACUCUGGUGUCGAGGUGCAUACGGUGACAAAGCCCCCAAUGAGAAGACAAAUGUAACCACAGCCAAUGGUGUCAAAGAAUUUCAUUUCCAAUUCACAUUUAGGAUUUUGGUAAUAUGACACAACACUGUUAUUGUUUCUCCUGGAUUUUAAAUUUUUAUUUCUGUGAACCCAACUGCUGGAUUUUCUAUCUGCAAUUGAGCUUUUGCUGUCUUAUUUAUUGAAUUUGCAGGAUCCACUUGUUCUCUCUCACUGAGCUGUGUAGAUGAAACGAUUGUAUAACUGUGUCAGUUGCGCUUUUUUAUGUUGCUUUUCUUAAACUCAUUAUCACCAAAGAGUUUUGCACAGUCGUGUGUGUGUGUGUGUGUGUGUGUGUGUGUGUGUGUGUGUGUGUGUGUGUGUGUGUGUGUGUGUGUGUGUGUGUGUGUGUGUGUGUGUGUGUGUGUGUGU